AUGGACACAGAAAAACAUGAUGACUACGAUGGGCUUGAUACCAUCCGUAUUCCUGGUAGUUCUGUAUGGAGACCUGAUAUAGUCCUAUAUAACAGUUUUUUUGGGGAAAUGUACGGCCAGAUCAUGCGGGACGCACCAGCCAUCACCAAAAGCUCCUGCAAGGCGGACGUUUCCUUCUUCCCCUUUGACUAUGGGUCAUGGACCUACAACGGCAACCAGCUGGAUAUUCUGAACGCCAUGGAGAGCGCAGAUCUCGCAGACCUUGUCGACAUUGUGGAGUGGGAAGUGCUGGGAAUGCCGGCCAAGAGGAACAUCGUUCUGUACGGCUGCUGCGCAGACCCGUAUCCAGACAUCACUUACACGCUGAAACUAAAGAGACGCGCUCCGUUUUACGUAUUUAACUUGCUCAUACCUUGCGUUACGAUAUCGCUCUUAGCCCAGCUGGGCUUUUAUCUACCCGCAGACUCUGGGGAGAAGGUGAACGAAAAGUUCAUCCUGUAGUAUCUGGCCAUGAUUUGCUUCAUCUACGAAGUCGAAAACUACAUGACCGCACAACAAGAGACAUCAGAUCCUCAACCUCCAAAGCCUACCGACUCGAGUCACAUGAACGGCUGUGCUGGAAAAGAUGAUGUUGUUUUCAAAUUUGACCGAAGACAAGAUGCCACAUCUCCAAGGUUUCCAGAAGACCAAUCUCAGAUCAUGAGCCCAUGCUCGCUGGGAAAACAGCCCACCUGUCGGUACGGUCCAGGGACUGGAGGCGAUGGAGAUCGUGAUGAUGGGUCCAAACGUCCAUGCCUGUGUGAACAACAGGUUCUCAUGAGGAAUAUUGAGUAUGUGGCAAACUGUUAUCACGAUCAGAGAGUUACAGCGAAACGAACAGGAGAAAGGAAGAAAGUGAAGAAGCUUUUGGACCGAUUCUUCAUGUGGCUGUUCUUCAUUAUGGUUUUCUUCAUGAGUUUACUUAUAAUGGGGAAAGCUAUAUGA
Molecule: messenger RNA, 984 nt
Organism: Triplophysa dalaica
Lineage: Eukaryota; Metazoa; Chordata; Actinopteri; Cypriniformes; Nemacheilidae
Gene: chrna10a
Product: cholinergic receptor, nicotinic, alpha 10a
Biological process (GO): signal transduction; regulation of membrane potential; monoatomic ion transmembrane transport
Cellular component (GO): neuron projection; membrane; synapse
Molecular function (GO): transmembrane signaling receptor activity; extracellular ligand-gated monoatomic ion channel activity; neurotransmitter receptor activity
Source: RefSeq, a predicted model, not a curated record